GAAACAUUCGUAGCGUCAAAAAGAACAGACAACCGACUCUCUCUUGCAUACAUAUGUUUAAUGACUGUGACUUGAUACUUGAUGUUACCACGAGUUUCUUCAGCUUCAUCUUCUGUAUUUCAAUAAAUGAAUCAGUAUAUAAUACACAUUAAUAUAUAACAUCAUACGCAUUUCAUAUUAUAAUUAUUUUGCGAAUACGCAAUGGCGCAAAUAGGAAAUGUGACAGCAGAUCAACUGAUUGCUGGCUCUAGUAUAUUGUCCAGACCUGCUGAAGAAUUCGGCAAUGAUCCAUCCGUGGAAGCAAUGUGGGCAAUGAAAGCUAUGGAACAUGCGGAGGUUUAUUUUAAUAUUUUGUGCUCAGUUGAUCCUAAGCUUUUAAGGCUUACACCUCAUGAUGAAAACAUCUAUAAAGCAUUUAGAGAGAAUUUUCCUAAUAUGAAAGUGGACAAGAUAAACGAAGAUGAAUUCAAGUCUCCACAGCAAAAGGAAGAAUGGAGAUCCUUUUGCGAACAGUUUAAGAAUGUUGUAGAAGACUAUAGUUUUGGCACAUUAUUAAGGGCAGAUUGUACAGAAGAUUAUACGGAAAAAAACAGCAUAUUGACAAGUCGAAUUCAAUUUUAUGCAAUAGAACUUGCAAGAAAUAGGGAAGGUCUUAAUGAUGGUGUGCGAAAAAAAUUCAAACCAAAACUAACAAGAAGCUGGCAAACUGAACGAUUGGAUACAGAGGAGGAGAAGGAGAGGAGAUAGACAUGCGAAAUGACUAAAAAAACCAUGGAUAAUAUUAAAAUUAAAGAUGAUGAUGCAGAAAAUGAUUUUUGGCUUGUCGUGGCUCUGUAGAAACAAAUAAAAAAAAGAAGAAAAGAACAUAUAUAAUAAAAUUGUAGUUCAGGUGUCUCUCUUAAUAUCCACAAGGUUCGGUGAAAAAAAUGCACACGAGAGCGACCGUUUCUAGAAUAUAUUGCUAUAUACACACUUUAAUAAACAAAAACAAACAUUACAGUGUAAUAAUAUCUCGUAUUAUUAAUAUAAUAUUAUAUGUAAUAAUAUAGAGAGUUUUAUUCAAUCGUAGUGAAAACACACUGAAAACCAUGUCUUCCUUAUUAAAAAGAACAAUGCGUGUUUCGCGUACACGUUUGCCUUUUUUUAUUAUUAAUAAUAUUAAUUCAUAAUGUACGUGUGUGUGUGUGUGUGUGUGUGUGUGUGUGUGUGUGUGUGUGUGUGUGUGUGUGUGUCGCCCGAUCGACGGCACUCGCGUAAUGCUAUAAAAAAAAGAAAAAGGGAGAGUUCCCGAAAUACAUCGGCGAGAAUAUGUAUACAUUAUAGUUUUGAGAGCGCGGUCGAUCCGGUCGAGCCGAUCGAUCGUUAUUAUAGAAUAAUAAAUAUGACAGUGCAAUAUCUAAAAAAUCUGUCUUUUUUAUGCAACUUAUUUAAAUACAACUGCACUCACAAAAUGUACAAUAUGUUUUAUUGCCCUUAGGUGAAUAUCAAGGAAAAUCUGAAUCGCCAAAUCGUCGUGUAUAUGCGUGACAGUAUAGGUAAAGUUAAAAAUAAAAAACAAAAUUUUUUUUUUUUUAAUUUCAAAUAUUUGAUAAUUUUAAUAACGCAAGGAAAAGCACGAUUCAAUGAAAGCUGCGAAUUAUCGAUAAGUUGCGAAGCUAUUGAAAUUUUGAUUCACCAGACAUGAAGGCUGAUGGAAACGUAACUCGUUGGAUAAGUUUGCGAAGUCUGAUUUAAAGUAAAGUUGACUUAACGCGAUUCGCCUGAGUUCCGAAUUGCUUUGCUGUCUAUAGACAGGGAUGAAAAAGAUCAAUCAGUAAAGCACUCCGAACGGUAUUAAAAUUCGCAUAGAUGGACAAAGAUGGUGACUCACAGUUUCCAUAUAAAUUCAUUUCUCUUGCCUGAAAUAUAACGCUGAAGCUUUAAAAUUAUUAAAAUUAUUUCUCUCUUUAAGUGCAAGACAUAUAUAACGAUUUGGCACAAUUAUGGAUUUUCCUCAAAUCUCUAAACGAGCAGUGUACACGCGAUCCCUCUCUCAAUUUCAGUCUCUUUCAUUCAUUUUCUCUUUCAUUCUUUUCUCUCUCUCUCUCUCUCUCUCUCUCUCUCUCUCGCUUUCUCUUUCUCUCCUGUUUUCUUCUUUUCACGUUUGCUCUCUACAUCUGAUCGCUAAAAAGAAUAUUUAACUUAAUAUUGUAUAAGAACCAAGAUAGAAAUGAACAAAAUCUACCCUAGACGAGCGUCUUAUGUAUAUCUGCGCGCAAUAAUAAGUAAGAUAAUUAAAUAAGUAGAGUCUAUAAAGUAUUUUAUUUAGUAUUUUAUACGUAUUGGAGAGAUGUAUGGGAUUAUUUUAUAUACAUAUUGUGAAAGAGCGACUUGUGUUAUCUUUUAUGGAAAAUUAAUUCAAAAAUAUUCAAAGAAGAUAUAUCACAUUUAUAUAUCAUUCUCUCUACAUUUUAUUUUAUUGCAUUUUAUUCUUCUGAAUGAUGCAAUCGGAAAAAAAUAGAGCUUGCCAAAUUUCACGUUCGUUCCUUAGUGAUCGAUUUAGAUCAUUUAUACACGUUGAACAAAUUAUAGAAAUCGCGUAUAUGACAUUAAAUCGUUAAACAGCGUGACAGAGAGUCGAAUAUUUGAAUGAUCAAAUUUUUUUCUGCUUGAUCAUUGAUCUCUAACCAUUUAAAGAUUAAAUUGCUUCUAGGGUGCUUGAAAAGGGAGUAUAAAAUAAGAAUAGAGGAUGUGUAAUAACGAUGGGUUAAGCAUUCGAUUUAUCUUAAAAAAUCAAGAAACUUUUGCGCAUAGUUCGCGCUCUUAAUAUUCUAAAUUCGCCACAUGAUCUUCAAUGUCUUGGUCUUCAUUGUAACUAUCCUUCUUAUAUCGUUUUCCGGAUAUUUCACUACAACAUUUAAUAUGGGACACUCUGUAUACAUGCAUGCAUAUAUGUAUAUGUAUAUAAUCUUAUGUAUAUAAAUAAAUAUAAAAGAUCAGGUGACCGAGUUUAAUGUUACGUAUACAAAUAUGUAAUUCAUGUUCUCUAAUUGCUCUCCUAUAGGAAUAAUCAAGUAUCAUAUAAGAGAUUAUAAAUUUAAUGCGCAUGCACUAUAUCUUUGUACAUGGAUAUAUUAAGUUUGAUGGUCCCUCGUUAGCUUUAUUUAUAUAAAGCGUCAUCCUUAUAAAAUUCAUAAUUAUACUUCGUGUAUCUUUAUACUCUUUUUUUCAAACACCUUAGAUUAUAGAUAUUAAAUUACACAUUGCUCUCGUGUUCCGAUGAGCAAAUAAAUCAUAUACAAGAUUUAUGUAUAAGAAAUGGAUACAAGAGGACAAAGGUCAUCGUCCGUACACGCUAAAAUAAAUAAGUAGAAAGCGAUGACGAAAGAUAUAUGUAUAUACAUAUAAUCUUAUACAUUAUACAGAAAUCACGGCCGUCAUUAUGUAACAUAAAUUUGUAUAUAAUAGCGACGAGAAAUAUACUUCAACGAGACGUUGAACAUAUAUAUAAUGCGAUGAUGGAUGAUAGAGAAAUGGGAAUAAUGAAAUUAAUCAUCAUAAUAAGUAAACAAUGACGAUGAUUCGCCCACAUUGCUCGCAUAUUAUCAUACAUUUUGCAAGAUUUCCUACACGCGUGUGAUGCUUGUAUCCUUUAAAAUCUAUAGCUUCUCUAUGCAAAGAGCGUACUUCUCACUGAGAGAAAAUUGCAAAAGUUUGUAGAUUAAACUGCGAUUGAAAAAAAAAAAAUAUUGCGCGCGCAUUAUUAAGGCAAAAAUCGCUAUUCUUCUCUACGGAUUAAUCGCGGUAUCUUGCGUGAUCUUCGCGUCUCUUUGCAACGACGCGACAUCGCUCCAACAGGUGGAUUUAUCGAAAGAUGGAUUAUAUACUUUCAUGUUUUUUUUUUUGCAGCAAUAAUCUUUAUUUCUUUUUCGUUAUAUUUUUUUUUUUACAAAAAAACACUACUUGGCACAGCUAAUAGUUUAUAUAUUAAAUAUUUUGCAUACGAGAACAAUCGACAUUAAUAACGAGCACGAUUGUCACUCCUCUACAGCAGAAUUACUCUCACGUUCGAACUAAUUGCGGGAAAUUAUUUAAGUCAUCUUAAUUAAUUAAGGCAACUUCAGCGUAAUUAAAAAUCUUCUUUUCUCUCAGUGCGUGGUAACCGAGCGCCGAAAGUGACAACGAUGCAACAACGAUGCGGAAGUAUGUAAUAAUAAUAAGCCGUAAAAGUAUGUAUAUGUGUGUGUGUGUGUGUGUGUGUGUGUGUAUAUAUAUAUAUGUGUGUAGUAAGCUCUACUCUUUUUUUUACAACACGACUCUGGGCGAUGAUCAGAAGUUAGAAGAAACUUAGAAAUAUAAAACGCAAAACACUCACGCAGUGUUUCUUCUUCGAGAAAAUUUAUAUUUUUUUUUUUCACAAGUGGCGCGCGAUCGUUAAUCAAUCCAAGAACAUUAACAGGGCACGUCGUAUUUACGUCCUACGGAAAUGUAUAUAUAUGUCUGUGUGUGUGUGUGAUAUGAAGUAGCAGUAUUUUUUAAUAAUCAUAAUAAGAAUUAUUAUUAGAUUUAUAGAUUGUAAGUAGUGAGUAUAUUAGAAUGUGUGUUAAUAGAGAGCGUGUGAUAACUGACAAUAUACAAAUAUAUUCUUCUAAACCUAGGAUGCGUCGGAAGAAAAGAUGAGAAGACGAAUGAGGGGGAAGGGGGGAAAGAGGAUUUUGUUGCGGAUUGUAAGAAUCACGAGAGUAAGAUCGGAGGAGAGAAAAGGGCAAGGGAAUUAAAAAACUAGCUCCUUAAAUCCUUGGCUAUACUUUACGGAUAAAAUAGACCCCCUCACAUUCGAUGUAAAUCUUUUCCACUUCGAUCCCUUUGCUAAGGGAUCGUCGAGGCGAGAUCUCGGGAGAGUUGGUGGUGAAAUUAAAUUCUGAUAUGUAGAUUGACAAGGAUUGAAGGAGGAGAGGAAGGGAGGGGAGGAGGGGGAGGGGGAUCUAUACGUAUUCAUCACCGAAUCUGUUCGUGUCUGUUGGCCCGAGUCUCCCCCGGUACGAUACACGGUUAGCGUUAAAUGUGGCUGCCACAUGGUCCGUUUUAGCUAGAAAUGUAAGCUUGACGUAAGAAAGACUUGACAGUAAUCUAUCCGUAUAAACGUGUCGUGUUUUGAGGACCAAUGGCUAUAGUGGAUAGAUUUUCAUUUCAUGUUCUUGAUUGUAGUAAUCCUUAUCCACGCGUAUGGUCCUUUCUAUCCUUAUACUUGUAAAAUAUAGACGGAGAAAGAGUUAUAAGAUAAGUGUCUACCGACCAGAUUCGCGAGGCAAGAGCUCUCUAUUGCCACAUAUAUGAUUGCUCUUAAUUCUCUCUUGCGGCGAUAAAAAUAUGAGAUAAGAUACGAAAGUAAUGAACAGCCACAGUUAUCGUUAAACGUGCGAUAUGAACACUAUGGACCCAUUUAACUCUCGCCCUAACAAUCGACGAUUUUAACGAUCCUGUAAAGAGACGUCGGUAUUAUUUAAGCGACAAUUUCGCAAACGAACGAAUCAAAGAUAUGUAAAUGCCGACUAUACAGCUUCCUUUUCUCUCGCGCAUUCUUUCUCUCUCUCUCUCUCUCUCUCUCUUCCCUCUCUUUUACUUUCUCAUUCAUGCGAUCCUUGACACGUUAGCCGAGACAAAUCACCUGUCAAACGCUCGCAAGCCCGUUGUAUACGUAUAAUGUGACGACGAAUGCGACUAUAUAAAGUAUAUAAGUAUCUCUUAUAUGUAUACUUAUGAUAAUUUUAUGUCGUAUGUAAUUAUGUUUAUAUUUAUUUAUAUAUAUAUAUAUAUAUAUAUGUAUAUAUAUAUAUAUAUGUACGUAUACGUAAUACGCAUGUACGUAUCGUCAGCCUAUAGCAGGUGUUUUAUUUCGUCUCUCAUUCUCAUAUCCCGGUACGAUCAUCACGAAAGUGUCGCCUUUUCUCACAUUCAUUCAGCGCUCUCGCUCUCUCUCUCUCUCUCUCUCUCUCUCUCUCUCUCUCUCACACACGCUUGUCGUGUGUCCUGUGUGUAUUGUUGUGUAUCUCACAUUAUUAAGUGUAUAUCUUUACUUUUUUUUUUUUUACAUAAAAUAUCGCAUAUCAGACGAUCUUACAAAAACUUUACCCUGGAAUAAAUGUACUUUGCGCUGCGCGCAAGGGCGACCGAUCGCGAAGAAAAGUGUUACAUCUCUCGUGUGUAACGAUCUCUCGACUCGUAAUCUUCGCGGUCGGUGCUUUCAAUUAUCUCCUCUCUCCGCGACUCGACUCGUCGAUUUAUUAGACUUUGUGACGACCGACCCUAUUUCCGCGAUCGAGUACGGCGAGUGCCCCUUUCUGCACGAUCCUUUCAAACACGUUACUUAGCGAUAGCUUGUAUCCGUUCGCCAUAAUAUGUAUUGUCGAUCAGAUCUGGAAAGUAUAUAGAGUUUAAAGAUACUAUUUAUACAUGAAUAUAUUAAUAUCAACAAUGACAAAAUUUAAAAAAAAAAAGAAAUAAAUAAACAACAAUAUCUGUGCGAAUGCUGAAAGGAUCAAGAGGUUCGCAGGACUCGACUCGCGCUCUUUAUGCGCGCAUAAACACACGUGUCCCCGAGAACGACACACGUUACAAAGGGCGACGAUACGCAUUGAAAGACGCAGUCGCAAAUCAUAUACGCGACAUGUUUUUUUUUACACCUCACAUUAUUAUUUUCUUGUAAAAAAAUUUUAUUCUUUUUUCUUUUCUCUUUCUCUCUCUCUCUCUCUCUCUUUCUCCGUUACAAUGCACAUCACUACACCUCAGAUUUUACUUUUUACUUUUGCGUUAAAAAUUUAAAAUACUCGUAUUAUACAUAAGUAUUUAUGACCCUGUUUUUCGUAAAGGCUUUUUAACAUAAGUCGAUCCUGGCCGAGGAAGAUAAAGGAAGUACAGGUUUUUCAAGAUAGAGAAGGGGGAAGGAGGGAUAAAGAGGGGUCGAGAAGCCGCGAUUGAACGCUUGGGGGGAGAUGGGGAAGGAGAACGAAGAAUUCGUUCGAAUCUUACGCGAAUUACCCUUUUCUCGUUACGUAUCUUUUCUUCUCGACGACGAACGGAAAGAUUACCGGAAGACUAACGCAAAAUGUACAAAUAAUGUAGAGACUUCGACGAUGGAUCGAGUCGCACAACAAUCUGCAAUAUAUAUAUAUAUAUAUAUAUAUAUAUAUAUAUAUAUAUAUAUAUGUAUAUAUAUAUAGGGUGUCGUCGCGUUUCCCUAAUAGGGAAAAUCCACGUGAGCGAAUUUUUCUCUUCGCACACGUAAAAUCGCAAUAGAAAACUAAUCGUCAAAAUUGGCACGCGUCCUCACUUUUUAUAUAACAUUUUAGAAUGCGAACGAAGAGGUAUAUUUUGAAAUUUCCUCUACAAUAAAUUCGCGAUAUGAUAUUCUACGAAAAUACGAUAUUUCGCGACGAACACUUUUCUCAUCAAAGAAGGGUACAUCUAAUUUAUUGUUCUCUCGUUAAUUGAUAUGACUUAUUUUCAUAAAAAGGAACACCUUCCCAAGUUAUAAGAUUACACCUUCGAGAUCAAAUCUUCCUUCUUGAUAACGACUGAUAACUAUUGCAGAUUGCACAACAGAUUGUCGCAAGUUUGAUCUACUAAUUGUCAAAGAGAAAAGAAGAAGAAGGAGAAGUUGAAGAUCACGAUAGGAAGCAAUUACACUAAUGAGAGGAGAGCGAAAUGAACCCGCUUUAAUCUUCGAAGAAGAUUGUGAGAUAACGCGAGUCAUUCUUUUCAAUUGUAUAUCGCGCAAUAAGUGCAAGAACUGAAAACUUUCCAUGCAAAGUUGGAGAUAAUCGUAUUUCUUUCUACAAUUUCAAUUUCUCCUGCCGCAUCUGCGACAAGUGAACGCAAUGUAUUUAAUUUACACACAUUAUUCCGAGCUGCCAUGAGAGAACGCAAUUUACUUAUCCCCCUUUUCACAUUUCGUUUCGACGAGAUUUCUAUCUUUUUCAGCGAUGCGCAAAGUAAAAAAAAAUAAAUAAAUAAAUAAAAAUAAAAACUUGUUCUAGAUGCAUAUAAAUGAGAAAUAAUUAAUUAUGCAAUUUGAUACAUAAAUAUAUAUUUUUUUAAAUUAUAUUUAGAAAUAAUUUUGAAGAAUAAAAAAAUAGUCAGUGCAAUUUAUUAAGUGAUAUUUAAAGUUCAUGCUAGUCAUAUUGUGAAUUUGAAAAAUAAAUAGACAAUAUAUAUUACAAGAUAAAAAAAAGUUUUAAAUAAUAAAAAUACUAGCGAUAUUAAUAUUUCGUGAUUGUCUGAAAUUGUUUCACCGACCGUCUUUUAUAUCAAAAUUCCUACUGCUGCUUAUACUUUUUUUUAGGACAGCAAAAUUCAUUUCUCGUAUUUAGUUUUGCAUAAAUUUAGAGUUAACGUAAACUGCACAAUUAAUGUAAAACGUGUAAUCAUCAGGUGCAUCGAUAAAAGCAACGAGCGUAUCUCGACAUUCUCGUCGACAUUCGGAGAAUCGUCAGAAGGAAAGAGGGGGAGGGGGGGAUUUAUUAUAUAUAAGCAGUGGUUAAUAUAAUUUCGCUAUUUGGCACACACGCGUUAUACCGCUCGCAAUUUACGUUAGCUUGGCACAAAAUUGAGCCGCUCGAAGCGCGAUGAGUUUUCACAAUCGAUUUUUACUUUGGCACCUGAACCGCAUCAAAUGAUCGCUGAUGACCUUUCCGGCUUCAAGGUCGACAAUUUUCCUCCUUAUUACGUUGACUGAUCAACGCGCGCUCGAUUUUUAGUUUUGCCCUGAUUUACGCGGGAAAGAAGGGUGGUGGGGAAGAAGGAGGGGAGGGAGGGCGCGAUAUCAGGGUCGCGAUUAGACGACAGACCGUUGUCCAAGAUCGAGGAAACGAUCAGUUUUCGCACAUGAAAGUUAUCCGAUUAUCCUAUGACAAGUGGCAAUAAUAUAUUCUAAUUUUAUCGUUAAACAGCAAACAACAAUCAAGCUUGUUUAAAAGACCGUAAAAAUUUGGAGAUCGCUCGCACAUUCCUCAGCAAUUAUCGAGAUAAAAUCUCAUUCCACGAAUACAUAAUUCUCUUGCAUUUCCCAUUCUAUGCCGAUUGUUAUACCGGCAUAAUUGUCUGUCUCUCUUGUACACUUGGUGUGAUGCGAUUUCGAAGAAGCUGCAGUUGCUCAUCGGAGCGAUAAUCUCUCUGUCUGUCGUCCGACUCGCCCUCUGGUCACGCGCGACAAAUACGCGACGAACAAUUUCGUCCGAUCGCGCGAAAUUUUUCCUUUCGCGAGGGGGGAAGAGAGGCCUCUCUCUUCGGCCCUUUAAUUAUCCACGCCCAGCCGGGGUGGGACGUGAGAUUCAAUAUCCUAUAAAAACUAAGUUUAUUUCUUAGCUGAUUGCCUUGCGUUACGGUAAAUGUUAGGUCCCUAGCCGGAAUUGCCGCGGAUGCUGCGGACGGAGAUCAAGCGGGGAUCUCUCCGCUUCCCCGGAGAUUGGAGAGACUCGCGUACCAUCUCGAUGACUCUUGUAACUUUCUCGUUUUCGUAGAGCCGUCUUUCCUCCGAAGGUCGAGGUAAACAAUUUGAAAAAAAAUUUUGAAAUUGUUUAUCUCGCGCAUCUUGAAAAAAAGAAAAAAAAGAAAGAAAGAAAGAAAGAAAUCUAAGAGCUGAUACAUUCCAUUCCGUUUGUACUUGUAUCCGACUCGCCGUGUUCAGCGUGUAAUCUGAUUUAUUAUAAUCACGGCUCGACAUACGAGAUAAAUGGCUCCGUUCGCGAUUCGCGACAAUCCACGGUAGGAGGACCCACGCGAUAAGGAUAAGGCCCCUGCACUAACAGAUUGCUCUACGCCACAACGAUACGAUCGCAAUUGAUGCUGACGUUCGUCCGCUUUGCUUUUUUUUUUUUCCCUUGCUCUUCUUUAAUACGCGCGCGUGUUUAAUUUAAUACAAGCGAACGCUCCGCUCUCUUCGCGAUCGCGUUUCGUAUCUUAAUUAGGGGAAAGGGAAAUGUACGUACUCUCGAAACUCUUUUCAACGAUCGCGUUAUUUCAUCUGUUUUUCUUUCUCUCUCGCUCGCCAACGCGAGCGAGAAUAACCGCGUCUUCGUUGAAGUAUAAUUGGUCAGCGUCAGUUGCUCCAGAGUUAGGUCUAACUGUACAGCGUUUAAACACGCAAACGUUCUUCUUAGAUACGACUUGACUUUUACAGCCAACAGCGUAGAUUAGCUCUGACUAGCUAACGUCUCUUGGAUGUUCCUCGUUUUCCAUCCGGAACACACCCCUAUCUAUACACAAUAUAGAAAGCGGAUUAUCGUUAACUGCUUAUUACGUGCUAACUACUUGUUGGUGCGACAGAUCUUGAGGGAUAUAAUCUAAACGUAUCUCCCUAAUCCUCGUAGAUCUCCUUCUUACAUUAUACGCUCCUGCGUGAACACUUGCGUUCUUUCCUUCUUCUCGAUAUAGUUCUUUUUUUUUUUUUAUUUUUUCAAAACACGACUUACGACAUACGUGAUUAGACGAUAUCUUAACGGUCAUUAGAAGCUACAGAGAAUCCGAGAUAAGAUCCAAGUGCCCGAGAUAUAUAAUCAAUCGAUUUCCGAUCGAAUGCCGGAUAAAUGUAGGCUAGCUUAUCGGAGCAAAAAAAGAGAGAUAUCAAUUAUUCUAGAGUCAUAUGUGUCAUUGGAUAUGCUUCUGGAAUAUGUCGAUGCGACAUUCUUAGAUAAGUGGCAGAUAAACUGCGUCGGCUUUUCUCGAAAACAACAGAAUUUCCUCGAUUCUGAUCGCCUAUCGUACAUUCCUUCUUACAUUCCUUUUCACUUUUUUAGCGUCCCGCUCUAUCAAUCGCUUAAUUGUCAAACUUCGUAAAAGUUUGUCACAGAAAAUUAUAAAAACUUAUAAUUCGAGCUUCUGACACCGCCGUAUAUGUCGAGCGGAAUUAAAUCUCUGCAAAAUAAGGCGAAGCGAAUCCUCCUUUGCUGUAGAGUUUCGAAAUAAUUUAGAAUUUCACUUUGACUAAUUUCAAAUUACCUUCCUACGACAUCCUGUCACUUACUCUUUAACUCCCAAGUGAUUUUCCAUUAAUUAAACAUCUCUGAUUAUUAAAUUAUCACGUAUAAUCGAGCUUAGCGAGCCAGUUUGAAAAGUGAAUGGGAUUUUCAAUUAAAAAGGCAAUAAUUCUCUCUUUUAAUCAGCGGGAAAUAAUUAUUCUCUCUCGCAGUUAUAAUUUUUAAUAUCGUAAUUUUUUCGAAACAAUUCUUAGUCCACAAAAUUCCCAAAAUACUGGAGAAUUUUCAAUCCCAUUUACUUGUCAUUAAUAUAAUUCGUGAUUUUAUUAUUUAAAUUAGCAAAAAAAUAAUCACGUCCGUAUUCAAAACUGUUAAUUUCUCUCACCGUAUCGUACAAUUUUUACAUGUUUUCCUUACAAAAGGAAUAUUACUAAUUACUUAUUGCUCUCGACUUAUUUAACUCUAACGCCUUUAAAUCAUUAAAAUCAUUCCCUAAAUAAAUAAAUAAAUAAAUAAAUAAAUUUUCCAAUGUAUAAGAAAAUACAAGUACAAUUCAAAAACUACCUUUAAAUUAUUCCAACGCGUUUUGGAUACGAACGUUGUAGAAUUUCGCAUCACGCACAGGUGGGCUUUUCAAACGAGUAAAUUUAAAAGUCUCUACGAAAUUAUUAAAAAAAAAAAUGACGCCAUUCAAUGAAACAAGAGAUUAGUAUUAAAAAAAAUUAUUAAAUUAUGCUUCAUCUUAUUUUUCCAAACCGUACGUUUUUUUAAGCAUAUGUAAGUCAUGGCGAUCCAAUAGCGAUAUAAAAAUUUCGGAAUUAUUAUUCAAGAGAGGAAAAAGAAGCAUGUAUUGUAUUAUUUUAAAAACACAUUUAAAGCCCGCAGAAAAUUAAGCAUGUAGCUUUUUUAAGAGAAUAUAGUUCUUCCGACAUCUCGACACAUUUGAAAAGGUCGCCGAGCAGUAAAAGUUUUUCAUCCGCAUGAUUUCAAACCACAUGCGAUAUUUUCGCACAAAUCCUUUCAGUGUCCGUGUGAUGUUUACUGACAUUUAAAAAAAAAAUAAUAAUUUAUAUAUUAUAUACACGUAUUAAAAUAUCGAGAUUCUUGAAAGAAGUUUAAUGACUAAAAUCAGAAUAAAAUUAUAAGAAUAGAUUAAACUUUCCCCAAAAUCGAUAUUGAAAGGAUUCAUCAAAAGACACAGUUCGACUGGGAAGAUCAUGAUUUACCCUUACGUACAUAAAUGCGCGCAGCAAUUGUCCCUCCCACUUUUCCCACCAUGUUUUUCCGAUUUAAAUAUAAUAUCAGACCGAUCGAUUUCUAAAACCUCGACGCUUCUGUGGCGAUUGGAUUCGAAUGACGUAACGCCGUAAAUUCGGGAGGAUUAGACGCACGCGCGCACAUACAUACAUACAUACAUACAUAUUCAUUUGCCUAAUGAAAGAUGGGUCCUGAAUCUUCCCGAUUUUUCUCCCGUCUCUCCUCUCUCUUCAUCUCGCGUUUGCAAACAUUCGUAGAACACAUCCACCAUGCGUUCCUUCUUCCUUUUUCUACCUCUAUCAUAUAUUUUUCAGUAAUAUAUAAGUACUCCUUCUCUCUCUCUCUCUCUCUCUCUCUCUCUUUCUCUCCGCGAAGUGCCUUAAAAAUUGAUCCUUAACUACUUACUAAUAAUCGAUUCUAAUCACAGCAAUUAUUUAUUGUUGAUAUACACAAUCAUACAGCGUCUCUCACUAAUUGUUAUUUUCAUCAUUUUUUUUUUCAUCGACUUUUUUUUUUUAGUCAGAGACAACUUGUCGUUCGAACGAUACCGUUGCUCGUGUCGUAUAGUUUUUUGCCUUUUUUUUCCCUUAAUAUAAUUACUACGAUACGCCGUCAUCGUCUACCUAUACCGGUGGAGAAUGAGGAUGCAAGGGCGUUAACGAGGAUGAAGAGGAGGAGAUGAGGGUGAGAGGAGUGCCUUGUCGUCACGAUGAGAAAAGAGAGAAAUACUUGCGUUUCGUUUUUUUCGAAAUAUAUAAUAACAAACGAUUUUCCACACACAAAUGGCAAUAUGUGUAUAUAUGUAUAAAUAAUUAUAAAUAACACAGAGCUAAAUCUCUUGAGCCUAAUUUAAAUGAGUCACCAACAGACUCUCGCGAUGUGAUCAACCGAUGUACUAAAGAAAUCAGCACAUCAAACCAAAAAUAAGUGCAAUUCGAUCCAUAGAGAAUAAUUUCUGCUUCCUUCUGUAAGACAAACGCAGAUUUGUAAAAUGUGGUAGAAAAGCUUAUAUCUUCUAACUUAAUGAAAAUUUAAUUGGGACCUUAAUUAACAAUAUAUGUGUAUGUAUAUAUAUUUUUUUUUCUUUUUUCUUGAUUAUUAAGAAAUUUAAGACUAAUCAAAUUUCUAAUGUAAACAAAAACGUUUUAGCGUCCCAUUAUUAUAGAGAUUUCCUAAUUGGAUAAAUCUUUCAAAAGUUGCGAUAUAAAUAAUUGUUUCCAAUUAAAUUUUCCGUAAGGAAGAUGAACUUUCUAAAUUCCGUCAUAGUAUUAUUGAGUUCCAUUUUGAACAACACAACUAUAUCUAUAAACUUGUUUGUAUUUUUUUUUUUUGCACGGACAAGUCGUUCGUGACUCAUUCGUUCAGAAAACAAAGUGUGAUAUGAAGCGCGUAUUGUGAUUCGAAAAAGAUAAAAUACGUAUAUCGAUGUAAUAUAUUAUACAUAUAAAAUGAAAAUGAAAAUCGUAGAUGCCAAUGUUACAGUUAUUUCCAAUUAAAAAUUCGCCUCACAAACAACGAGAUGUUCCGAAUACGUAAUAAAUAUGUACAGCGUGAAAAUAUAUAUAUAUUUACAAUACGCUCGAGAAAAAAAGAAGCGAAAAGAUCGCAAAAAAUAUGUUCGAUAAGAAUAAAAACAAGUGAAAUAUCGGGGGGGAAAAAAACGAGUCCACGAUAUUCCUAACUUGUACAAAUAUAAUGCUGGUGUGAGCAACUUUCUUUUCUUCUUUUCCUUUUUUUUCUUUGGAAGGAUCAAUUUACUAAAAUUAAUUUAUUAAAAUUAAAAGCGAUUCAUACGCGAUUUUCAUAUACGAAUUAGGAAAAAUAUAUAAGUGAUACAUACGCGCAAAGACCGUGUAAUGAUCGUUAAUUGAGCUGACACCGGAAGCACAGACUAACAAACGUAUUUUCUUCUCCCUUUUGUUUUACACCCUUUUUAAUUUAUGUUUGGCACAUAAUGGAAGUUGCCGGCGCAGGAUAUCGUGAGAUUAUAAUCGUGAGAUUAUAAUCGCUCCCGCCAUUGCCAAUUUUGCACAUGUACGUAUAUAGGUACGUAAAAAAAAUAUUAAAGAUAAAAAUGUGGGCACGUGAGAAAUGCCGAAAUAUAUUAUAUGUAUAUAUACAGUAGCUGUACAACUAGUUUUGGAAUUCCAUUAUAUAUAUAUAUAUCGGCGAUUCUCGGCCCGAUUUUUAAUAACAAUCUCUCGAUCCAAUUUAUUUCUCGAUAAAAGAGAAUCGAAACUUGGACGCAGUAGAAAAAAAAAUAUUCAACGUGUGCCAAGAUCUAAUCAUUUCGCAAUUAUGUACAGAGUGUGUACAUAUGAACAAAUAUUCAUCUAGAAUAAAAUAAUAAUAAUAAAAAGAAGACGUUGCACAAUGUCGCGCGCGCGCAUUUCUCUUUUCACACACACAGACAAAGUAAUAAUUUUAUUACAAAGUAAUAAUUUAUAUAUCAACGAUUGUAACACGAUUAAUAUAAAUAACACGAAAACGAGAAGAGUCGAUAACGAUAUGAGCAAUAAAAAACGUUCGUACAAAAAAAAAAACGCACAUAUCUACUAAAAACGAUAAAAGAAUUUUGUUUGCCGUUGUCGGGGUGGCUCUUAUGAUUCAAACUACAAGCAUUGAAGGAUAGGGAGAGGGGCUAAAAUCCGACAGAGAGGAGGGCAAGAUGGUAAGAUGGAGGGAGCUGAAGUGAAUAAUGAUGAUGAAGAAAGGGAAGGAUAUGCCUCUUGAUCGAGUAUGGGCUUGAGCUCGCACCUUUUCGUCGCUAUUUGUCUCUCUCUCUCUCUCUCUCUUUCUCUCUUCUAGUUAUUUUUAUCGUAUAAUAAAUAUAUAUUAUGUGUGUAUAUAUAUAAUAUAUAUCAUUAUUUAUAUAUUCCACGUAAUAAUUUCAUUUAUUCUUUUAACAGAAGCGCGCCCCCGAAACCGUCCGCGACGUUCACGUCGGCCUUUUCCGCAUUCAACUCGCAUUUGUACUCGAAGACAACCGCGUCGAAGACGGGGAUGGCCGGAAAUGCUUGUCGAGGACGGCGUCGAGAACGCGCUAGAGAACGUGCGCAUCUGUUCGUCCCUUCGCGUUUCCGAGAUUUUCCUUUUGGGGAAACGCCAAGCGAUCGAUGAUGCGGGGACACGUUCGCGGUCGUUUCUUUUUUUUGUUUUUUUUUUCUUUAAAAAAAGAAAAGAAAA
Cataglyphis hispanica is the source of this 15395-nucleotide messenger RNA. Its product is annotated as protein PBDC1. Gene Ontology annotation, cellular component: cytoplasm. Lineage: Eukaryota; Metazoa; Arthropoda; Insecta; Hymenoptera; Formicidae. Bases 202 to 747 code for a protein of 181 amino acids. The record is from RefSeq and is a predicted model, not a curated record. The transcript has 5 exons.